This is a messenger RNA of Postia placenta MAD-698-R-SB12, 1101 nucleotides long. RefSeq lists its product as hypothetical. Gene Ontology annotation, cellular component: cytoplasm. The record is from RefSeq and is a predicted model, not a curated record. Gene Ontology annotation, molecular function: 2-oxoglutarate-dependent dioxygenase activity. The coding region runs from base 1 to 1101 and encodes 366 amino acids. The transcript has 9 exons. Lineage: Eukaryota; Fungi; Basidiomycota; Agaricomycetes; Polyporales; Adustoporiaceae.
AUGUCGAACACUGCAAUCGCUACUAGUACUCUCACGGAGACGUUCUCCAGACUCUCGGUGCGCGCAUCGACCGAGCCUCUGAAGCCGACAGGAGCUUUCGACAAGUACGAGUUCGCCGAGCUCACGCCUGUCAUCGGGCGCGAGUACUCGAACGUGCAGUUGACGGACCUGCUCAAAGCGGAGAAUGCAGAUGAGCUGAUCAGGGAGCUUGCGAUCAUUGGCGAGUUGUCGCAGAGGAACGUUGUAUUCUUCAAAAACCAGGACAUUGACCUCGAACAGCAGAAAGUGCUCGGGAACAAGCUUGGCGUCCUGUCAGGCCGGCCAAAGGAGUCGGGAUUGCACAUUCACCCCACGAUAACCACUCAGGAGAAAGUUGAGUCUGGUCCUGAGAUUCAUGUUAUCACAUCAGCGAAACACAAACAAAUAGAGCUUGAGGACGAUUUGGAUGUAUCACAAUUCGCCACGAGAGAAUGGCAUUCAGACAUCACAUUCGAGCCGGUCCCCUCAGAUUUUGCCAUCUUGAAGAUUCAUACCUUGCCGGAGACCGGAGGCGAUACCCUCUGGGCGAGCGGAUACGAGGCGUACGACCGACUCAGCCCGGCGUUGGCGAAGCACCUCGAGGGCCUGACGGCCGUACACGAAGCGACAUUCUUCAAAAGCUACGUUGAGAGGCAGGGGAAAACGCUCCACGAGGGCCCGCGUGGAAAUCCUGAAAACGUCGGUACAGACUUGCGCACUGUGCAUCCUGUGAUCCGCACGAAUCCUGUGACGGGGUGGAAGGCAUUAUUCGUGAACAAGAACUUUACCCGGCGGAUUCUCGAGCUGACGAAGGACGAGUCCGACGCUACGCUCGACUACCUCUUCAGACUGGUCAGCGACAAUCACGAUCUUCAAGUACGCUUCAAGUGGAGCAAGAAUGACGUUGCGAUAUGGGCCAACUCUGCGUCGUUCCACAACAUCACACGCGACUACGACGACCACCGAGAGGGCGAUCGUGUUGUUUCAUUGGGUGAGAAGCCCUACUUUGAUCCGAACUCCAAGUCGCGUCGAGAGGCAUUGGGGCAGAAGAAGCGUAUCUUCGGGUUCAAGGUGACACAAUAA